AUGAAGUCGAUAUCUUCCCUCGCCCUCGUUGCGGCCACUCUUUUUGUCGCUGUGUCGAAUGCCACUGACGACAAUCUGCCAGCUCAAGGAUGUUUCUCGUCAACUCUCGGCUUGAAAGUCGCAGGCACCACAGACAUUUACACUUCCAAAGGUUCUUGCAGUAAGCUGUGUCUUGCUAAUGGCUCCACGGUCUUCGGAUUGACCAAUUCGACGUGGUGUUACUGUGGCACAACAAUACCGCCUGUCGAUACCCAGGUUGCCAAUUCAUCCUGCAACACAGGAUGCCCGGGCUUCCCUGCUGACAAGUGUGGUGGUGGUUCAAAAUACACUUCUGUGUAUCUCCUAAGUGACAGCCUUCAAGGCACUGUCUCUAACAUCAAUGACGACGGAACCACACCUUCAAGUACCACCGUAACAACCCCUUCACAUACAGCGUCGACGACCCAAUCAGUUGUUACUGUUGUGAACGGACAAACCGUCUACGUCACCCCAACCGCUACCGCCACGGGUAAAUCGUCGUCAGGCGGUCCGAGCAAGGCUGGAAUUGCUGCAGGUGUUGUUGUUGGACUCAUCGCUAUUGCAGCAAUCGCUGGAGGGGUGUUCCUUUUCCUCCGAAACAAGAAGAGGCGUGAGGUCGAGGAGGAGUAUAGACGGAACGCCGCCAUAAACCAGUUCACACAAGGUGGGAAGCACCCAAGCAGCAGCGCUGGUGCCUCUACUUUAUCCGACAUGCGUCUCGACCCGGCCGUCAUGGCUCAGCGAAGGAUGAGCGACGGCAGCAUUGCCGAUAACCAAGACUACUCGAGGAGAAUCCUCAAGGUAGUUCAUACCGAUCCCGCUUGA
This is a messenger RNA of Hyaloscypha bicolor E, 843 nucleotides long. RefSeq lists its product as uncharacterized. Gene Ontology annotation, cellular component: plasma membrane. Bases 1 to 843 code for a protein of 280 amino acids. NCBI's taxonomy places the organism in Eukaryota, Fungi, Ascomycota, Leotiomycetes, Helotiales, Hyaloscyphaceae. The transcript is spliced from 2 exons. The record is from RefSeq and is a predicted model, not a curated record.